Amoebophrya sp. A25 is the source of this 1083-nucleotide messenger RNA. Lineage: Eukaryota; Dinophyceae; Syndiniales; Amoebophryaceae. The record is from the annotation of a GenBank genome assembly.
AACUUUUUGGGUUUAUGGUAGCAGAUAGAAGGGAAGGUAGAGCUAGAAGACUAGGUAGAAGGGAAGGUAGAUGAAGCUUGUUGGAAGACUGCGUAGUGACUUAUUACAUCAUCAAGACAGAGCAGAUGGAGAUGAUGAGCUGGAUCAUGGUUUUGGCCUCUCCACUAGGAAGCUAGCAGCAUUUUCAAAGCAAGUAGUACUAAACGAACCCCUCUUCGCUGUAACGACCACCUGUUGUCGAAAACCAGGACUCGAUGCAGACGUGGGAGGUUUGGGUAUCAUAGGCUUAGUUGUGAUCACAUGCAUAUGCGCAUUAUUUGGAUGCUGGCACGCGUUCGGUCACCGUUUUCGGACUGACAACUCUGCCCUAGGACAAGGAGAAAAAGAAGACAGGCUGGUGGUGGAUGAGCAACAACAGUAUCAAAAACAUCAGGAACUGCAACUGUCUUCUAAUUUUGAGGUCUACCGACCAGGAGGAGCAGAAGGAGGAGGACAACCAAGACCGGCAGAUCCAAGCAGGAUUAGAUAUACGCCUGCCUGUGCAACGAAUGUACAACAUUACAUCAGCACCACUGGCAUAUUAUCGACCUUCCGCCUCGGCCCUACACCAUCAUCAAAGAACUCCAUCAACACUUCAAAUUUGUUGCUGACGGAACAAGACCACUCCUCUCCCUCCAUCAAAAAUAAAGGCUUUUUAGAGAAUAGAGGUGGAUCCCGUACGAUACUAUCCUCACAUGAUCCGCGGAGGCGUCAGAAAUGACAGCGCCUGGAGCUGAAGUGAGGAUCUCAGAGGGGCAGGGCCAGCGUCAGGGGCGCCUAGUAGGGCUGGUCCUGGUGCUCCAAGGAGUAUCAACAGAACAACGCGGAGGUAAGAAUGAAGGCGGUGAUCGAUGCAUUUCAGGGGAGCAAAAAUCACAGAUCAUCUCAACAUGUACAUUUUGCAGAAGCAGGACAAUCCAAGUAGGUUUAGUCUGUAUUUUUGGAACACCUUCAGACCAGGAUAAGCUGCUGCAUAUCUUGUCGUCCUCACGUGGUUCAUUCGAACAUAAUCAUUCCAGUUUCUCAGUACUUCUGCAUAAGUAG